Molecule: messenger RNA, 1632 nt
Organism: Penicillium chermesinum
Lineage: Eukaryota; Fungi; Ascomycota; Eurotiomycetes; Eurotiales; Aspergillaceae
Product: MFS transporter
Exons: 5
Coding region: 1-1632 (543 amino acids)
Biological process (GO): transmembrane transport
Cellular component (GO): membrane
Molecular function (GO): transmembrane transporter activity
Source: RefSeq, a predicted model, not a curated record
AUGCUGCCUCGUCCGCCCCAUGGCGAAGAUAGUGAAGCGCAGCCUCUAUUAAUCGACCGGGCAAUCAACACCCGCGCGCGCCCCGGCCGCAAACCCAAGUGGGAGCGCACUUUAGUCGUGAUCAUCGGUGGAGUCGUGACCUCCGCGUCCCAAUUUGGGACCUAUCUUGCUAUCCCCGCGCAGACGGCCAUCUUCGAGCAGAUCGUCUGCAGGAAGUACCUGCAGCUCCAGGACCCGUGGAAUAACCCUGACCCGGCAGGAAAUGUGGAUUUCUGCAAGUCAGAAGAAGUUCAGAGUGAAUUGGCUCUGAUUUUAGGGUACAAGAAUGGACUGGACAUGAUUCCAUCUAUCCUCCUCUCCCUUCCCUAUGGAAUCCUGGCAGAUCACUGGGGACGAAGACCUGUCGUCCUUCUCUCCGUCCUGGGUGUUCUCUUAGGCGAGAUAUGGCUUCGCUUUGUGGCCAUGUGGUCGAACGUGCUGCCCCUUCGUUUAGGCUGGCACCGGUUUGGCAAAUUAUCGGCGGGGGGGGAUCAAGUCACUACAGCGAUAUCAUUAGUUCUGGUCGCGGAUGUUUGCACCGAAGAGAAUCUGUCAACGACUCUGUUCCGCCUUUCUGCAUGUUCCCGCAUUGCAGAGAUGCUGGCUACCACAGCCAGCGCCUACCUGAUGACUCUCACCCCAUGGCUAUCCUACAUGCUGGCGCUUGCAAUAAUGCUUGUCGGCUGUCUUCCUUCCUUGCUGCUGCCCGAGACAUUGAAAAGCGACCAGGCGGAGGAUCCCAUGAGCUCUGAGCUGCUUAGCGAGGAACCUGUAGGACCCAGGGAGCCACCUAAAUCGUCGAUCUUACUAUCUUUAUGGCAUAAAGUGCGCGGAAUCAAGGAAGCGACCCAGCUCAUCUGGGACGACAGAAACAUUGCUUUGAUCAUUCUGGCUGUUUCUGCCAGUAGCUUUUCGACAAAUUCGGAACUGAUGAACAUUCUCCUACAAUUCGCAUCGAAAAAGUUCAAGUGGAGUAUCUCUCGCGUACGCGCUAUGUCCGAUUUCAAACUGCCCUUCAUACUAAUUGGGUCCCAGGCGAGUCUACUGAUAUCCAUCCGCGGAAUUUUCUGCACCGUCAACUUCCUGCUAUUAAUGCCGACGUGGAACUACCUGGCCGCCAGAUUCCUCGACUUGCACGGGAAAUACCGCGACUACGUGACAAGCCAGGGAAGUGGAGUGCUCCUUGUCGUCGGCUUCACCCUCAUGGCCUUGGCGCCCAAGCCAGAGGUUUUAAUCCUAGGAAUCAUCGUCAUGUCUCUGGGCACAGCGUUGAUAAUGGCCAGUCGCAGCUUGGCUACCGAGUUCAUUGCCUCAAAUCACGUUGGCACGUUAUUUGCAGUAAUUGCUAUCCUGUGUUCGAUUGCUAACCUGAUCGCGAGCCCACUGAUGGCCUACCUCUUCAAACUCGGCAUGCACAUGGGGGAGGCGUGGAUGGGCCUUCCAUUAUUACUCGGUACUUUGCUCACAUCGAUCGCCACGAUCGCCGUCUGGCAAGUCCGCCUGGAUGGCAGCUCGCCUCCUAAACCGGUUCAGGAAGACGAAGAUACAGACACUCGAGCACCGCUGGUGCCCUCAGAGCUUCCGAAUGAAUAG